This is a messenger RNA of Gallus gallus (chicken), 3878 nucleotides long. It is a transcript of the gene FGF7, whose product is annotated as fibroblast growth factor 7. Gene Ontology annotation, cellular component: cytoplasm. The transcript has 4 exons. Lineage: Eukaryota; Metazoa; Chordata; Aves; Galliformes; Phasianidae. Bases 403 to 987 code for a protein of 194 amino acids. The record is from RefSeq and is a predicted model, not a curated record. Gene Ontology annotation, molecular function: type 2 fibroblast growth factor receptor binding; growth factor activity. Gene Ontology annotation, biological process: animal organ morphogenesis; positive regulation of peptidyl-tyrosine phosphorylation; cell differentiation.
ACACACACAUGCACGCACACGCAUAAGCACACAUCUCUCCAGCGUGUUGAUUUAUGGAAACAAUUAUUAUUUUGGUGGAGUCUUUCUGAGCUGAGAAAGUUUGUAGCUGCAGUGGUGUGUCUCAUGUUGCAAAAAGCAGACAACAGAAAUGGAAUACUUGGGUAUCCAGCUCUUAUCAACAGGAAAAAGAUAUUCUGACUGAAGAGAUAUUUAAGAAGCUCUUCUAUUUCGCCAUUAACUAUUAAGGAAUAACGAUCAGAAUUCUAGAAGAGGGAACAAUCUCAUUUAAAUGAAUCUGUAACUCGUAAAGACAGAAGGCAGGUCGGUGACCUAAGAGCAACAGUCUACUUGAGAUUUAAUUUUCAUUAUGUUGUUCAUGAACACCCAGAACACUGCACUAUAAUGCACAAAUGGAUACUGACAUGGAUCCUGCCAAUUUUGCUCUACAGAUCAUACUUUUACAUUAUCUUUCUAAUGGGCACUAUAUCUUUAGCUUGCAAUGACAUGACUCCAGAGCAAAUGGCUACAAAUGUGAACUGUUCCAGCCCUGAGCGACAUACCAGAAGCUAUGAUUAUAUGGAAGGGGGGGAUGUAAGAGUGAGAAGACUUUUCUGUCGAACUCAGUGGUAUAUGAGGAUUGAUAAGCGAGGCAAAGUAAAAGGGACGAGAGAAGCAAACAACAACUACAGUAUUCUAGAAAUCCGAACAGUGGCAGUUGGAAUAGUGGCAAUCAAAGGAGUGGAAAGUGAAUACUUUCUAGCAAUGAACAAGUCAGGAAGACUCUAUGGAAAGAAAGUAUGCAAUGAGGAUUGCAACUUCAUAGAACUAAUUGAAGAAAACCAUUAUAAUACAUAUGCUUCUGCAAAAUGGACACACAAAGGAAAAGAGAUGUUUGUUACACUAAACCACAAAGGUGUUCCCAUGAAGGGUAAAAAAACAAAGAAAGAACACAGAGCAUCCCACUUUCUUCCUCUGGCAAUAUCCUAAUCAUACGUGAUCUGUACAGAACUAGUUCCAGCAGGAAGAAUAUUUUUAAGAAGAUUAUUUGACAAGGUAUCGAGAGAGGCUGGAAUACUACUGAGAAACUGAACAAGCUGGACUUGCGCAUUUAUGUUUAUUUUUAAGAGACUACGUGGAAAAGAUUUGAAAAUAUACACAAAACCAGAUUUCCUAACUAAAAGCUGUAAAAAAUUCUAAAGAGUUGUACAAUCAUUAUCUUAGUCAUUUUAACUGGGUAGUUUCUUAAAUUAAUUUACCCUGAAGAAUAAGUCAUGACUUGAUUAUCUGAUAAUAUUUAAUUUAAAUGAAAAAAAACCACAAAAAAAAAACACAGAAAACAAUCUGCUUCUUAAAUAUGGCUGCUAUAAUAAUAAUAAGCAGAUGAUAAUGUUGUGUAAAAUAUGUCAGACUUUAAGGCUGCUGGAACGAGUUGUCAGAUUAUCAAGUCAAUAGUAAGUGUGGAGGCUGAGCAGUAUUUUAAAUACUUCCCCAAGAAACCGAUGUCGUAUACAUAAACUAUAUGAUCAGAAAAAAUAUAUAAUCUUGUAAAUGUCUAUUGUUGCAUUCAGAAAAAAGAGUUAGUUUGGAAAAAAUAAGUUUACUCUACUACAAAAAUGUUCCUAUCUAUUAAUGAAACAAAUACUUAAUGCUGCUCUAAAAGAUGUUUCAAAAUAGUGUAUGUAAAAUAAUAGGAAUAAAUAACGUACUUCAUCUCACUUUUCACAAAGUAACAAUUUAUAUAACGACAAAGCAAAAAUUCAGACAUAUUAAGGUAUUUUAUGUAACAUAUCCUAUCUUUUGUAUAAUUCCUGUUAGGGCAUACAGCUUUUAAUUUUUUUUUUCAACCUUAUACAUGCUUUUUCUGUUGUUACAGCAUUAAACUUUAUUUUAAGUUGUAUUUGAACUUUAUUGUUUUAAGUUAUUUAAAUGUUAUUUAUAAAAAAAAAAAAACCUUAUUAAGCCGCAUCUGUUUCAUAUGCUUUUAAUUCUAAAGGAAUAACAAAAUGGUCUGGCUGAGAUGCAUGAAUUUUUUUCUGUGACCAGACACAAAGUCUAGUACACAACCCUCUUGCCAACAUACAUUGGAUGGCAGACAAAAAUGACAGCCUGCAGCAAAUCGCACAAUGGACAUCUCAAAGGAAACAAUGCAAAAACGUAAAAAAUCUCUGCCACACACUCAAGUUGAUUUACUAGCAGCUCAGAGUUAUACUAGGUAAAAGAGUUGCAGAAUAAAUCCUCAGCUGGUGGAACCGAUACUCAGAGAACAGUGUAAGAGCCCACAUGACCAAUCUGAAACACCAGCCAAGAUCCACGUGACAUGAUGAAGAAGAGAUACGUUACUUUUCUAGGUAUCAGAGUGUUUAAGCAAGCCCUGCAUGACUGAAAAUUACUUCAUUCUGUUCAGUUUGCCUGCAAGUUUUCUCAGCAUUGUGAUUUGUGCUCAAAGAUCACCAAAGUUUAGCUAAAACAGCUGUUACACAAUCAUUACCAGCUUUGGAUGAAGUCAAGUGGAGUUAAUGGACUUCAAUGCUCUACUUUUCAGCACAGGUAUCUAGACACAAUCUUUUUUUUUCUACAUAUUGACACACCUUCUUUGUAACUGCACUCACACAGAACUGCCUGCAACAGCUCUCUUUAAGAUAUAUAUAUAUACAUAUAUAUUUUUUAACUACUAUGUGCUUAUCAAAUGCUAUAAUUUGGAAAUUACUUGUGGAGUUUGACUUAGUAAUAUCAAAAACUGAAGUGUAGAUAUGAACCAGACCACGCAGAAAAUCUGUCAAUACAACUACAUCAUUAAACCUUCACUGUGCUUCUGCUGCUUGAUCUAUUGCUUGUCCAGGGAAAACAAUAGACUGUACUAUCAAAGAAUUGAUACAACUUUUUGCUGAAAACUGUCUGCACUUCUCUGUGAAUAUAUAAACACUGAAAUAAAGUUCCUAUUCACAAUUAACAUUAAUAUACUAGCAAAAGUUUUUAGAUACAAAUUAGCUUAGUUGAAGCUUUGAAAUAAAAAUGGAAAGAGCAAAAUCUCCCAAAGGUUGUGUUUUAAAGCUCAACUGAAAUUUAAACUUCUGUGCAAGUAUGUAUAUUCAUAUGCAAAUAUAUGCAAAAUAGUGCUUAAAUUAGAUACAGAUAGGUUCUUCUAAAGACCUUUUGAUUAAGUUGUUCAAGAAUAUAAGCAUACGGUCAAGCAAUUCUUGAGUCCCUAAGGUAAUUUGCACGUACUGCUCUAUGUUUUAUACAAUGCAUUAUUAUACUACCAUCCUUAUUAGGUAAACCAAAGCUGGUUUACAUUUUUCUGUCAUAUCGCACGUAUAGCCUCCAGGUGAAUGGUUCAGGAAAAGAUGCCUAAGCUCAAAUCCCUGCAGUAGCAGAGUCACACAGCCAGCACGUUACAAUACCUUCCUUAUGUUGACCUUGCAAUGGAGGUGUUCUAAUUGAGAAAAAAAAAAAUCAGAUUUUUCCCUUUUUUUCAUGGUUUCUCUUCAAUUAUUUUCUGGCACAUUAACAAACACUCUUAAAGGCUAAAACACAUCCUAGCUUGUUCUAUUCCAGUACAGAGUGGAAAAGAUUAACAGAAAGCAAGAUAAGAUCCAUCCAGUGUAUCAAAUUUGAGAAUACCUUUAAUUUAAAACUGUCUUCUAAGCAGAAAUCCAGAAACAUUUAAACAGUCUUAUAUAAAAUAGAGCUGCAGAAUUAGGUUAGAAAAAUUUGCAAACCAAACUGAUUGAUCUGCAAAUCUGUCUUACAGCAACUAAAUACCACCCAGUGUUAAAACCUGAGCUCUGUAAAUAACUCCUCUAUACCUGGCUGAGUAAAGCUAGCUUCUAAAUCUCAAGCAUUCCAGACAAUUCUAAACCUGCUUACACUCCAGACAU